AUGAAGGUGAAUCCCUCAUCUGCAGGCACGAGUAUUGAAAAGGUCAAUGCCAUCAUGGGAACACCUCAAACCGAAGCCACACCAUUGUUCCCACAAGAGGGACCGUCAACAUCAACAACAACACCCUCAAGUCACGCCUUCCAGGGAGAUGAUGAGCCGAGUGCGCUCGUGGAAGGAGAGUCUUCUUUGGCAGCACAUUCCGUCUUCGCCACGGAGUUCCUGCAAAAGGUUGUCAGCACAAAGUCGCUACAGGACUCAAGCCUCGACCUGAGCGAUACUCUCGACGCACUUUCUCAGAUCGUCACAGCUCUUAAGCAGCCAUCAGUUGCGGGAGAGAUGACCUAUCCCUUUGCAAAACCGAUUCAAAGACCGCGCAUCCAGGGUCUUGAAUUACCUCCAAUCCAGAAAGCUGUCAGCACCAUUCGAGUUGCGAAGACCCGCACGGGCAUGGCAUGGGUUUACGACUUCCUGCCCACACGCCGCUUUCCAGAUCUGUGUUUGAACGUCUACUUCUCGGAAAACCAUUCGGAAUUUGACUUCAUCACCGUAAACGGAGGACUCUACUCGCUCUUCACCGACUACGCUGCACAACUCUCAUCGGAAGAGAAAAAAGAGUAUCUUGAGUAUGCCAAAAUGUGCAGAAUCAAUUUGGAGACCAGCCUGUCAAACUUGCCUCUACACCUACCCGCAUCAGCCGACGUCAUCAUUGCGCUCCUCUUUGGUUUUAUCUUCUGGAAUGUCUAUUACAUCGACAAAACCCUUUCACUCCGUCUAGGCCGUGCGUCAACCAUUCCUGACUGGCAUAUCACGAUGCCGGAGCCGUUGUUGGAGGAGCCCAUCGAUAAUCCUCUUGUGCCAUACUACGUUCUGUGGAUUCACACAGCAAAGUGCCAAGGAAAGAUUUACGAAAUGCUUUACAGCCCCGAGUCCGUGGUCCAGCCGUACCACGUUCGUCAGACUCGUGUCCAUGAGUUGGUGUCCAUGCUUCAAGAUAUCGAAACCAGGACGCAGCAAGCCAAUGCGAGAUGGGGCGAGAAGUCAAAAGAAUUGGCCGACGAGUCUUUCAUCGACUUUUAUCUAACUUCGGAUUCCGUACUUCGUCUGUCGCUAUUGACCAUGGUUUACCGAGCCGCGCCGCGAGUUGAGGGCUCCCCCACCACUUUCAGCCCCGAGUGCAUAAAGGCUGCCAGAGCAGCUCUUGAAAAGCACCAAGAAUGCGUGACAAUCAUGCAAAAGUCGCAUGGAGUCUACUUCGUGACCUACAUUCACUGGAUCGUCAUGUUCGCCCCAUUCAUCCCGUUCAUCGUUCUCUUCUGCCAAGUAAUAGAGACCCACGACACUCAAGAUUUGGCACGUCUCCACAGCUUCAUCAUCUUCCUCCAGGAGGCCAACACACUUUCCGACGCAGCACACAAGAUGCACCGCCUCUUCCAGGUUCUCUAUAGUGUGGCUCUACGACUCAUUGAGAUCCGAACGUCCACAUCGCAAGAGAAACAGACACAGGCAAGCGCAGAGAUGGACGCGUACUUGGCGGCAUUGGGCUUCCCGGCGAAGACAGGAAACGGUGCAGGCCAGCAGAUGCAACAAGCGCAACAGCAUCAACAGCAAAACCAACAACAGCAUUCGAUUGGGUAUAAUCAGAAUGCGAACAAUGGGUCUGAGAUGGCAGGAAACGCUGUCAUGUCUGGUAUGGGUGUGGAUGCUAUGGAAGAGGGUCUCAUGAAGCCAGGGAAUCCGAUGAUGUGGAUGACAAACGCUGCUCAGCUGGAAGAUUUCUUUUAUAGUAAUCCGGCCAUGAUGGAUCUUCUGCAAGAUUCGACCUUUGAAUCCACUCAACAAACAUAG
Colletotrichum karsti is the source of this 1845-nucleotide messenger RNA. RefSeq names its product fungal specific transcription factor. NCBI's taxonomy places the organism in Eukaryota, Fungi, Ascomycota, Sordariomycetes, Glomerellales, Glomerellaceae. The transcript has 5 exons. The record is from RefSeq and is a predicted model, not a curated record. The coding region runs from base 1 to 1845 and encodes 614 amino acids.